AUGGAUAAUGCCAAGGAAGCAGUUGUUGUCCUCGGCGACUCAGAGAAGCGUCUCGAUCAUCAUUCCGUUGAUCGCGAAACUCAAUAUCGCCAGCACAGAAACCAAGCCACGUCUUUGCCACGACGAAUAUGGAAUAAGCUGGUAUCUCUCGAGGCUAUCGAACAGGAGGGCGUCCGACCUGUACCAGUCUCGGAACGCACGAACACCAGAGUCGUUGGCAUCUUUACGCUGUGGUUCACGCUGUCAACAAAUCUGCUCCCUAUCGUUACUGGAAUGGUUGGAACGCUUAGCUAUGGCCUCAGCCUGCGAAACGCAUCCCUGAUCAUCCUGCUCUUCAGUCUACUGUGUACGACUCCGACUGCAUACUUAGCAAUUCUUGGACCGAAGACCGGCAUGAGACAAAUGAUUCAGGCCAGGUUCAGCUUUGGAUACUAUCUGGUCUCGCUUCCGGUCCUUCUCAAUUUGGCUACGCUUACUGGCUUUUGUGUCAUCGAUAGUGUUGUCGGAGGCCUUGCUUUAUCUUCUGUCGAUAGCGGAAAGCUGACGCCGACCGUUGGUAUUGUGGUCAUCGGGCUUUUGGGGCUUUUGGUGUCGUUCUGCGGCUUCAAGGUCCUACAUUACUAUGAGCGCUACGCUUGGAUCCCUGCCAUGAUCGCCAUUAUCGUUGCGACUGGAUGUGGUGGAAAGCAUUUGCACAAGCAAGUUGAAACCGAGGCGCCCUCAGCAUCAACUGUCCUGUCGUUUGGAGCUCUAGUAGCAGGCUUUCUGGUACCGUGGGCUGCUUUGGCAUCCGACUUUGCUACAUAUAUGCCCCCUUGGACUCCAGCAAUCAAGGUCUUUGCGUACACUUAUGGAGGACUCUUCCUACCGACUGUACCGCUCAUGGUCCUAGGAGCUGCAAUUGGAGGGGCAGUACCAAACGUACCGUCAUGGGAAGCUGGAUACGAUUCAAAAUCCGUUGGCGGAGUUCUGGCCGCAAUGCUGAAGCCUGCUGGUGGCUUCGGCGAAUUCCUCGUUGUCGUCCUGUCGCUUACAUUAUUGGGCAACAUCGCAGCGACCAUGUAUGCGAUCACUUUGAAUUUUCAACUGCUUCUGCCCUGGCUGGUCAACAUUCCAAGAUCUCUGUUUGCCAUUGUCAUCACAGUCAUAGUGAUACCACUCUCCGUUCAGGCGGCCAAGGACUUCUUCGUAAACCUGGAGAAUUUCAUAGGCGUCAUUGGAUAUUGGUCAGCGGCAUUUGUCGCCGUGGUCGGCGUCGAGCAUAUACUCUUUCGAGGCAGUAGCAGCUCUUCUUGUGACCAUGAGUACUGGAAUGUGCCGAAAGCACUGCCCGCUGGCGUCGCUGCCGUGGCCGCUGCAGCAUGCUCUGUUGCGCUGAUUGUGCCGUGCAUGAAACAAGUAUGGUAUACCGGCCCGAUUGGAGCUAAGACGGGUGAUCUUGGGUUUGAGAUGGCCUUCGUAGUGACAGCAACACUUUAUGUACCGUUUCGCUUUGCCGAACGUAGGCUCGUUGGGAGAUAG
Pseudocercospora fijiensis CIRAD86 is the source of this 1521-nucleotide messenger RNA. RefSeq lists its product as uncharacterized. The transcript has 3 exons. Gene Ontology annotation, cellular component: plasma membrane. Gene Ontology annotation, biological process: transmembrane transport. The record is from RefSeq and is a predicted model, not a curated record. The coding region runs from base 1 to 1521 and encodes 506 amino acids. Gene Ontology annotation, molecular function: transmembrane transporter activity. NCBI's taxonomy places the organism in Eukaryota, Fungi, Ascomycota, Dothideomycetes, Mycosphaerellales, Mycosphaerellaceae.